UGGAAGGACGUGCUUGUGGCACCGCUCCUUGUGGUGUGUGACUCCCAGAUUUGGAAUUUUCGUCUGACUCCGGUGUUUAGAAGUAAUUGACUUUUCCAUAGCAUGAAGUGACUUACACAUGCCCUUUCUCCAAAUAUCAUUAGAAACUUACACUCGUUUGUUAGAAAGUUGUUUGUCACACGUUACUUGCGACACCUCGGGCAAGUAUUGGCACCGGCCUUAGUUCAAAGUAUCUUAAAGACCCCAACGUUGUGUGUUCCUGUGUCGCCGCCGUUCAGCCCACGUUUUGCCUUGUGUUGCUCACAUCCGUUGUCUACGUGCCGGACAUAUUCCUCGGCCAGCCUCAUGGAUUCGGAGGCAAGCAGCAGGAGACGGGCCGGUGCUGCCUUACGUUCACCCAGUCUUCGUGCGACAUUCACCGCUAAUGAGUAGCAUGACUUCCCAGGCAGAAAUAGAACACCGCCGCGACGUGAACGUGAAGCCACGCGGCCAGUGUUUCAUAGUAGUCGUGACCCACGAUGUAGCGUGCAGAGAUGGUGUGAAGUGAGGCUGCGGAGGCGGGACGCAGCCCGGCCUUGGCCUCGCCAAGGGAUCCUUCGCCUCUAUGACCCCUCCAGCCGUGGAGGAGGGCCUGCUAGAGGAGGACCUGGCAGGUCUGAAGGGGCCUGACGAGCAGUAUGGGCAUCAACCCCACCCUGCCAGGGAGGAGCGGGAGCUGCGGUCCUUCGUUAAUUACUCUGAAGUGUACGCGACGCUGUUCGGCUGCCUGGUGUCUGAGUCCUCAAAUCGCAACCUCAGCCUGGACGAGGACUUCUGGGUACCAUAUCUGUACACUAAAUUCCAAAGUCAGACUGAGAACAUCUCAAGUCCAGAGUGGGCGCCGCUUCACGGCGAUCCUAACGGCACUGUGCUCAUCCCAAGAAGUUCUGACGGCUUUGUGGGGGCCGAUCUGGCCUACUACUGGCAGGGCGUGGUGUCUGAAGAAGUGGUAAACGGCAUCCUAACUCACUGCCUCUCCGUCACCUCUAUUCUUACGACGCCGCGCCCGUACCUGCUGGUGUGGUGGCAGCAGUUUCUAUGGACACUUGUGUUCGGUGUGAUGAUGGCCAUGGCGGUGGGCGGCAAUACGCUCGUCAUGUGGAUCAUCCUCGCACACCGACGCAUGCGCACCGUAACCAACUACUUCUUGCUGAACCUAAGCGCCGCCGACCUCUUCAUGUCGGUGCUUAACUGCAUGUUCAACUUCAUCUACAUGCUACACAGUGACUGGCCUUUCGGCGCCGUCUACUGCACCAUCAGCAACUUCAUGGCGAACGUGACCAUCUCGGCGAGCGUGUUUACACUCAUGGCCAUCUCCUUUGACAGGUACAUCGCCAUCGUCAAGCCUCUGGAGCCACGAAUGUCCAAGACCGUGGCACGUGUCUUCAUCCUGACCAUCUGGGGAUCCUCCAUGCUACUUUCCCUCCCCUGCCUUCUCUUCUCCACGACCGUCUCCAUUACCGCUCUGACCCACACCCCCAACCGCUGGAAGUAUGUAGAUGACACCACACUAGGAGUCACUAUCAACAACGACAACCCUGACUACAGUCAACUCCAAGACCUCCUACACAGCCUUCAAUCAUGGACAACAGACAACUACGUCACCAUCAACGACACCAAAACCACAGUCAUGCACAUCAACACCUCCACAGCCCCCCUCACGUACGCGUCCCCAGCAUGGUCCAACUCCCUCAACCUCACGCAACGCCGCCAACUGGAGCGCGUUCAAAAACGGGCAUGCAAACUCAUCCUGGGCCCCAACUACACCAGCUACCAAGACGCCCUCGAUUUCCUCACCCUCACCACCCUUCAAUCUCCCGUCCUAGACAGUCCGUGA
Messenger RNA from Eriocheir sinensis (Chinese mitten crab), 1876 nucleotides. Its product is annotated as gastrin-releasing peptide receptor-like. Gene Ontology annotation, biological process: G protein-coupled receptor signaling pathway. The transcript has 7 exons. Bases 605 to 1876 code for a protein of 423 amino acids. Gene Ontology annotation, molecular function: tachykinin receptor activity. The record is from RefSeq and is a predicted model, not a curated record. Gene Ontology annotation, cellular component: plasma membrane. Lineage: Eukaryota; Metazoa; Arthropoda; Malacostraca; Decapoda; Varunidae.